Molecule: messenger RNA, 2036 nt
Organism: Salvelinus namaycush (lake trout)
Lineage: Eukaryota; Metazoa; Chordata; Actinopteri; Salmoniformes; Salmonidae
Product: failed axon connections homolog
Exons: 6
Coding region: 1-1227 (408 amino acids)
Cellular component (GO): cytoplasm
Source: RefSeq, a predicted model, not a curated record
AUGUACUGGCGCGUCGGGUUCGCCUGGACGCGCUCGUGUGUGGUUGAUCUUGGCCGGAACCAGAGCUUCUCCUUCGGUCUGGGCGGCUCCGAUGAGCAGCUCUCGUUUUAUGGGUACAUCAUCGCCUACCCUCUGCAGGACUACGGCGGGAUCAUGUCGGCCCUUGGGUCUGACUCGUGGUGGCGGAAAACGCUUUAUCUGGCCGGGGGCGCUCUGCUCGCCACCGCUGCCUAUCUAUUGCACGAGCUGCUCGCCAUCAGGAAAGAACAGGAGCUCAACUCUAAAGAUGCCAUCAUCCUUCACCAGUUCUCCAGGCCAAAGAGUGGUGUCCCUUCCCUCUCCCCCUUCUGCCUCAAGAUAGAAACCUACCUACGGAUGGUAGACCUGCCCUACCAGAACUACUUUGAUGGGAAGCUUUCUCCCCAGGGGAAGAUGCCAUGGAUAGAGUACAACCAGGAGCAGGUGUCUGGUACAGAGUUCAUCAUCGACUUCCUGGAGGAGAAGCUGGGCGUGAGCCUCAACAAGAACCUCAGUUCCCAGGAGAAUGCUGUGUCCCGGGCUGUCACUAAGAUGGUGGAGGAACACUUCUACUGGACCAUAGCGUACUGUCAGUGGGUGGACAACCUGGAGGAGACCCAGAAGAUGCUGGCGGUGAGCGGCCCGCUGAGUGACCUACUCAAGUGGAUCCUGAGUCACCUGACCGGCGGCAUCGUGAAGAGAGAGAUGUACGGCCACGGGAUUGGACGGUUCACCAAGGAGGAGGUCUACACUCUGAUGGAGAAAGACAUGCGGACGCUGGCCACCCUGCUCGGUGAUAAGAAGUACCUGAUGGGUCCUAAGCUGUCCAUGGUGGACGCCACUGUGUUCAGCCAUCUAGCCCCUGCCAUGUGGACCCUGCCGGGCACACGGCCAGAGCAGCUCAUCAAAGGCGAGCUGAUCAACCUGGCCAUGUACUGUGAGAGGAUCCGCCGGCGCUUCUGGCCCGAGUGGUUCGUUGAUCUGGAGGACUUCUGUUAUGAUGACACCACAGAGGACGAUGACUCCCUGUCCAAACUCCAGGACCUGGGGCUGUACUCCCGCACAGACACCUUCCAGGAUGAGGCCAGUCCUCCUCACACACACACACACACACACACAAUCUCCCCAGACAGUGACCGCACGGGCCACUCACUCUACGACUCGGACAUGGACACGGAGUGCUCCGAGAUGGAGCAGCUCAAGUGUUGACCGCCAUAUGACUCACACACAACACACACACACCGCCCCCAUACAGUGCCCUCUACCUGUUGAGGAGGGAAUAACUACUGGGGGGCAUUUCUGUUGCCAGUGGCUGUUGUUGCCUGUGCUAAUGAGGGAUGGUAUCAGAGCUUCUACACACAAUGUGCUAGAGGAACAAAAGACUGAAUAUCGAGAUAAAGGAAUAGCAAGAUAGAGAAAAUAAGGGUAAUAUAGCAAUAGAGAAAGAGCCCAAGAGGGAUAGAGAGGAAAAGAUCAACCUGAAAGAGAUAAAAGGGAAAGCGAGAGGGAUGGAGAAAAGAGUUGCGAAAGAGAGAUCAGGAGUUAAUGACGCAAUCACUGAGAAACUCCUCCACCUGGGUGACGUCAACACCUGUCGCCCAGUUUCCUGUUGUCGAGUUGCUCUUACCAUGGCAACCGUGUGUGUGUUACCUGUGUUCCCCAAUUGAGCUGCAUUGCCCCAACCAUGUGUGUUUGACAUACUGACCCCCUGACUUGCAUCCUUGCAAAAUAUGAGUCAUUAUAUUGAUAUUAUAUAUGAUAUGUGGGGAACUGUUCAGGCAAGAUGUGAAUGAGUACAGUUCAAUAUGAGUAUAAAUAGUAUAGAUAGCCUGCAAAUUAUAUAUAUUAUCCCAAUGUCAUAUAAUGUAAAUACUCUGUGUGGUUCUUCUGUACAACCUCUCAGUGCUUGUUUGAUAUGACCAAACUUCCUGGUGACCUUCAACUAACCCCUUGUGCUGGUCUAGGUUUUAGGAAUUCUAAUGCAUCUAUUUCUACCCAGAUGACUGACACUUUGCAUC